Volvox carteri f. nagariensis is the source of this 972-nucleotide messenger RNA. RefSeq lists its product as uncharacterized. Lineage: Eukaryota; Viridiplantae; Chlorophyta; Chlorophyceae; Chlamydomonadales; Volvocaceae. The coding region runs from base 1 to 972 and encodes 323 amino acids. The record is from RefSeq and is a predicted model, not a curated record. The transcript has 11 exons.
AUGGCAGCAACGAGCCACCCGCCCGCAACGCUGCCGCCCCCAAGCACGCAACCCUUCCGGCACAGCCGCAGCCCCUAUGGCGGAGCGCCGGAGCCCUACGGCGACCCCUACGCCUCUGGCGAUUCUUAUCGGCAUCAUACACAUCACGCAGGUCCCUACCCGCCUCCACAUCCGCCUCCUGGGGGAGGUUUCCCCCGGGCGGAAUCGACGACGCGCGUGUACAUACCCUCCACGGUGCACGUGGCGCCGCCCAAGAUCCAGAUGCAGCCCUGGGCCCGCAAGUGCUGGCGAUGGCUGGUGGAUAACACGACCGGAGUGGCGCGAGUGGACCUCAGGAGGCCCACCCCAGUGUACGGCCCAGUGUACGGCCAGACCUACCCAGCAGCUUCUUCCCCGACGGGCACGUUGACUAUGGCCCGGCAGCCUCUCCUCAUGGGUAGGAGCGGGGGGGCUAAGGAAAGCGGGAAGCCACUGCUGGAUGUGGGCAUGGGCAUUAACCUGGAUGUGGACCAGCAGGAGAUCCAGCCCGUGGCACGGAUCAAGAUCAAGGAUCUUGUGUCGAUCAAGGUGGCUCCCAUGGCGUUGCUGAAGAUCAGCCGCAGCAUUCCGCUGGGCCCAGUUGCGCUCAAGUGCAUGUCCAUCAGCCCGCAACAAUGCGCCGUCCAGGUCCUGCAGUUCGGCAGCUCUGUCAGCCUGCGCACCUCCGCCUCCCUGCUCUUCCCGCGCCAACUGCCGCUGGAGGCCCGCACUAUCCUGACUUGCUACGCCAGGACGGCAUACUCAUCAGAUGGAAGCAAGAGAGGGCAAAUAUUACCCUUUAAGGGGAGUGUUGUGGUGGAGGUGCUGAGGAUGAGAGGGGCUCACGGGGUUGGCCAAUGGGUCCCCAGAUAUCGAUACAAAGAAGGGGUCAUCAAAUAUCCGGACGUCUAUUACAUUUGCAUAAACAGCUGCCCCGCAUGGCGGACCUGGUAG